AUGGACUCUGCAAAAACCUUGAAGAAAAAACAUGAUGGUGUUGUUUAUGAACCAGAGGAAGUUCUGAAUCCAACCCCCAAAGUAACAAAUUGUUGCAAAUCACUGUGGGUAAAAUACAGUUUUCAGGAGGCAUACAUGACCCAACUUGUCAGCUCCCAGCCAGUUCCAGCCAUGUCAAGGAACCCAGAUCACAAUCUACCUUCUCAGCCCGAGGAGAAUAACGUUGGCCAGAAGCAUCACCAGGAGGAAUUAAUCCACAAGAUGGCCAUGCAGCUGAGACAAAUUGGGGACGGCAUGGAUCAUAGGAUGAUGGUUCGAGAGGACCUUCAGCAGGAUGGCAGAGAUCCACGGGCUCGUUUUGUCAUCUUUUUCUUUAGAAGAGUUCAGGUGUUCCUGCACGUUUUUUUGAAUAACCAUUUGCUGUAA
This is a messenger RNA of Propithecus coquereli (Coquerel's sifaka), 426 nucleotides long. It is a transcript of the gene PXT1, whose product is annotated as peroxisomal, testis specific 1. Gene Ontology annotation, biological process: positive regulation of apoptotic process. The record is from RefSeq and is a predicted model, not a curated record. The transcript has 4 exons. Lineage: Eukaryota; Metazoa; Chordata; Mammalia; Primates; Indriidae. Gene Ontology annotation, cellular component: peroxisome; nucleus. Bases 1 to 426 code for a protein of 141 amino acids.